Molecule: messenger RNA, 343 nt
Organism: Heterobilharzia americana
Lineage: Eukaryota; Metazoa; Platyhelminthes; Trematoda; Strigeidida; Schistosomatidae
Source: the annotation of a GenBank genome assembly
GUCACUGAAUGUUUCAUUCUGAAAGCAGAGAUGCAUUAUUCUCCAAGCUUAUUACUUAAAGACGAUUUAUGUGAAGUUAUUUUGGAAUUUUGGUCACCGGCACAAGAACAUAUGGACUGGGACACGUUUUUGAAAAGUGAAGAUGAAAAUCAACCUACUUAGCAAACACAGUAUUGACCCUAAAACCUUUCAGACUCUUACCUAUGUUUCGAAAUAUUUCCGCAUUCUUUUGGCAAAUAUAUGUCCGCAUCGUUUGCUUACUUUUGACCUUCAACGAUACAUUUCUGUGGAACUUCCUUUGUUUCGAAUCACAUAUGAAUGCACACUUUUGAAGAUGAAUUAA